Coregonus sp. 'balchen' is the source of this 8022-nucleotide messenger RNA. NCBI's taxonomy places the organism in Eukaryota, Metazoa, Chordata, Actinopteri, Salmoniformes, Salmonidae. The record is from the annotation of a GenBank genome assembly.
CUGGCUACGUGGGACUCAGUCCAUGGUCUGAAUGGCAGCCUGAAGGAGAGUCGCAUUGAGAAUGGCAUGCAAGGAGUGACGGUCAAAGUAGUAACACUACUGGUAAGGAACAACUUGUUGACGCUGUGAGACUGUGUUACCAUCCAUGUGCUGUGAAUUGUAAACAUUAUCUAUGUGGUUCCGCAUGUGUGGAACACUGCUGCUGAAAACAUAACUAUUUGAUUCAGCACAUGCACCUAUAUUCAUGUUGUAAGCAUUUCGAUGUGAUAUUGUGUUUGAUUUGGUAUAGGAGGAUCCCUUUGUCAUGGUGGCUGAGAACAUUCUUGGUCAGCCCAAGCGGUACAAAGGCUUCUCCAUCGACGUGCUCGAUGCCUUGGCAAAGAUCCUGGGCUUCAAGUACGAGAUCUACCAGGUCGCUGACAGCAAGUACGGCUCGCAGCUGCCUAAUGGCUCCUGGAAUGGAAUGAUCGGGGAGCUUAUAAACAAAGUACGGCUUUUUUAAUACGGCCCGUGUAACCUGCCAACCUGCCAUAUUAUCCCCAGUAAGAGAAUGGCAUUUGAGACCAUUACGGCUCAAACCAACACAGUUUUGACAUGGUUUCAGUCCCAACUCAUCCCUGUCUGACCGGGGGACGUUUUCUAUAAUUAUUCUCUGUCUGUCCCCAUAGAGAGCUGAUCUGGCCGUGUCAGCCAUUACCAUCACUCCAGAGCGGGAGAGUGCGGUGGACUUCAGUAAGCGCUACAUGGACUACUCUGUGGGGAUCUUGCUGAGGAAACCAGAGGAGAAGAUAAACAUCUUCUCGCUGUUCGCUCCGUUUGACCUGGCCGUGUGGGGGUGUAUCGCUGCAGCCAUUCCCGUGGUGGGAGUUCUCAUCUUCCUGCUAAGCAGGAUGCAGGCACUGAGGACCCAGAAUCCUCCAGUGCCACACCAGCAGCCCGCCACCCAGGCGUCCAACUCCCUGCACAGUGCUAUCUGGAUAGUCUAUGGAGCCUUUGUACAGCAAGGUAGGAUUAACAACUCUCCUAUAUACUAAUUUAGCUUUUAGCUAAAGCAACAUAGGCCAUUUUACAGUAGAAAACUAAUUAUGUAAUUUGUACGCAUCAAAUAUUUAAUGGGAAACAUACAAUUUUAAUGUGCUUGUACUGUAUGCGUCAUUUGUGGGUAACAUUAAAAAAAUGCAUGAUUCAUUAAAAUAUCCUGUGACUAUUUAUGAACUAUUUAUAAUAAACAUCUAAGCCGAUUUAGGUAAUGAAAGUGAUCCUAUGCAUUACAAUGCCAUCCAUAAAGUUGCAUAUACAGUGAAAAAGUCCACAUGGCUGUUUCUGAACCUAUGUUGCUGUCUCAUACAUGUCACACACAUAUGUACAGUAUACAGUAUAGUUCUCAUCGGGCCUGAAAAGUAGAGUUCGGUCCAACCCAAGCCCGGUGAGCUGAAGCCCGAGCCCAGGCCCGGUACGUAAUCACAGAAAUUAAAUGAUCCUGAACCCCCAAAAAAUACAGAUUUCUAGAUAACAGUAUAUUGAUUUAAACUGGUGUUUAAGGCGGGCAGCAGCCUUAAAGGCGGGCAGCAGCGGAGUGAGGAGACGAGAUAACAGCCCUUUGGCCUAAAAAAAAGCGCGGAGAGAGGAAAACACCUUAGUUAUGAUCUAUGAAAAUAUUGUAAUGAAGUAAACUUAUGCAAUUGAAGGCAUGUAUCAAAUAUUUGCUUAUACUGAAACUCCCAAAGUCAUAUCCAACCGUUAUACUAAUUUAAAUCAAGUCAUUUGUGGUCAUCUAGAUGAUGGUUUCAGCACCGUUUUGAUUGGGACAGCACCAUCGCGCUGCUUUGAGACAAGAGUGGGGGACUCGUCUUGAUACAUCAAUCAAUGUCUGAUUUUUUUUUUCUGAAUCUCCGUUUUGAUAUUUGUUAAGAAUUAGGCUGGGAAAUGUUAGCUAAAUUGAGGUGAGUGCUUAUGAACAUCUUUAUUCUAGUUUGCUCAUAUAUCAAAUCAAAUCAAAUCAAAUCAAAUUUUAUUGGUCACAUGCGCCGAAUACAACAGGUGCAGACAUUACAGUGAAAUGCUUACUUACAGCCCUUAACCAACAGUGCAUUUAUUUUAAACAAAAAAAGUAAGAAUAAAAACAACAACAAAAAAAGUGUUGAGAAAAAAAGAGCAGAAGUAAAAUAAAGUGACAGUAGGGAGGCUAUAUAUACAGUAAAAUAAAGUGACAGUAGGGAGGCUAUAUAUACAGGGGGGUACCGUUGCAGAGUCAAUGUGCGGGGGCACCGGCUAGUUGAGGUAGUUGAGGUAAUAUGUACAUGUGGGUAGAGUUAAAGUGACUAUGCAUAAGUACUUACUUAACAGAGUAGCAGCAGCGUAAAAAGGAUGGGGUGGGGGGGCAGUGCAAAUAGUCCGGGUAGCCAUGAUUAGCUGUUCAGGAGUCUUAUGGCUUGGGGGUAGAAGCUGUUGAGAAGUCUUUUGGACCUAGACUUGGCACUCCGGUACCGCUUGCCGUGCGAUAGCAGAGAGAACAGUCUAUGACUAGGGUGGCUGGAGUCUUUGACAAUUUUGAGGGCCUUCCUCUGACACCACCUGGUAUAGAGGUCCUGGAUGGCAGGGAGCUUUGCCCCAGUGAUGUACUGGGCCGUACGCACUACCCUCUGUAGUGCCUUGCGGUCAGAGGCCAAGCAGUUGCCAUACCAGGCGGUGAUGCAACCAGUCAGGAUGCUCUCGAUGGUGCAGCUGUAGAAUUCUUUGAGGAUCUGAGGACCCAUGCCAAAUCUUUUUAGUCUCCUGAGGGGGAAUAGGCUUUGUCGUGCCCUCUUCACGACUGUCUUGGUGUGUUUGGACCAUGAUAGUUCGUUGGUGAUGUGGACACCAAGGAACUUGAAGCUCUCAACCUGUUCCACUACAGCCCCGUUGAUGAGAAUGGGGGCGUGCUCAGUCCUCUUUUUUUCCCUGUAGUCCACAAUCAUCUCCUUUGUCUUAGCUGAUCAGAACAUAAUGCUAUCAUGUUAUGUAGCUUAACAAGUGGAUUUUACUCUUCAGUCGCGUAGUAGGCUGUCCAACUCCCAACCGAAAGCCUGUGACCUGUCUGGUAAUCAAUCAAUGUGAUUUUGUUUAACUGAAUCUCCGUCUGUAUAUUUGGUUUAUUGAUUUCUGCCUGAGCAAGUGGAGAUGGUAGCUCAUGUAUUUGUUUGCUCAUCUAUCACUGAUCAGAAACAUAUAGCAUGCAAUAAUGUAGCCUAAAUCAAGUGUAUUGUUUUUCUACUGUCUCCUGUAGUAGCCUUUAUAUAACGUAUCCACCAUCGAGCUGUGAGAGUACAUCCUGUUUUAUCUGUCUUAACGUAACUUAGGCUACUUCAAUAUAAUCAAUCAAUCAUUACAUCAUUAUGCAACAUACGAGUCAUUCAUGCCUUUAAAUACAAUCAAGCAUAUAUAAAAAAAAAAUGAAAUAACAAAGAAUCCUUGAAUAAUUAAACAAUAAAUAAAUAACUACAUUUUCUGUCUAACAUUCAUUUGAAUACAUUACUCAAAAGCCCUGUGUUUUGAAUGAAUGUUUGAUUAGGAAAACAUUUGGAUCAGUUAAGGGUCUACUUUUGAUAGUUUACAAGGUCCAGCAAGGCAUGUUAGCAGGGUAGUCAUAGGGUGUACAGUGAGGGAAAAAAGUAUUUGAUCCUCUGCUGAUUUUGUACGUUUGCCCACUGACAAAGAAAUGAUCAGUCUAUAAUUUUAAUGGCAGGUUAAUUUGAACAGUGAGAGACAGAAUAACAACAAAAAAAUCCAGAAAAACGCAUGUCAAAAAUGUUAUAAAUUGAUUUGCAUUUUAAUGAGGGAAAUAAGUAUUUGACCCCCUCUCAAUCAGAAAGAUUUCUGGCUCCCAGGUGUCUUUUAUACAGGUAACGAGCUGAGAUUAGGAGCACACUCUUAAAUGGAGUGCUCCUAAUCUCAGCUUGUUACCUGUAUAAAAGACACCUGUCCACAGAAGCAAUCAAUCAAUCAGAUUCCAAACUCUCCACCAUGGCCAAGACCAAAGAGCUCUCCAAGGAUGUCAGGGACAAGAUUGUAGCCCUACACAAGGCUGGAAUGGGCUACAAGACCAUUUGAGGGAAGGAGGUUCUCACCCACUACAAAGAGGAGGGGGACAAAAUCCCUCCUGAGAUGUGUGCAAACCUGGUGGCCAACUACAAGGAACGUCUGACCUCUGUGAUUGCCAACAAGGGUUUUGCCACCAAGUACUAAGUCAUGUUUUGCAGAGGGGUCAAAUACUUAUUUCCCUCAUUAAAAUGCAAAUCAAUUUGUAACAUUUUUGACAUGCGUUUUUCUGGAUUUUUUUGUUGUUAUUCUGUCUCUCACUGUUCAAAUAAACCUACCAUUAAAAUUAUAGACUGAUCAUGUCUUUAUCAGUGGGCAAACGUACAAAAUCAGCAGGGGAUCAAAUACUUUUUUCCCUCACUGUAUUUUGUUAGGAUGUAUCGGCAUUAACAGAUGCCAUUGGAAUAUGGGCUUCUCCUGAUACUGAGACGUGCUGCCUGUUGUGGUCAUGUGGAUCAUCAUUCUCCCGAGUGCACUCCACGCUAUUCAUAUCGCAAAUUGAAACAUUGCAAAUAUCAGAAAGAAAAGUUUUGUUAUGGGCACAGAUUUCUCUGGCUCAGCCAAUAUUGGAAUCCUGGCGCCUCUAGUGUCUGCUGCAGCUGAGAGAGAGUUGGAGUAGGCUAAAAGGUGCGCAGACACCGAAACCGACCCAAUUCAAUUAAUAGAAUUUGAGGCCAGCCAGGUCUUAUAUGUGAAUUGAGUCCUAGUCAAACAUGCCUUAAAAAAACAAGACCGGGCCGGGCCGUCGGGUCCUGUCGGGUUCAGGCUGAGAACUCUAGUAUACUGUCCAUGUAACAUAGUGAUUGCAUUUCAAACUUGUUAAGCUCACAAGAGCACAGUUAAGGUGCCUUUGAAUGAAGAAAAGAUAGGAUAUGUUGGUUGGAAUCCAAGACUGGCAAAAGGAAACAAAUGAGUGUGUCAGCAAGUCCUGUUGAACCCCCAGCUACAUCUAUUACCUCCUGGCAGAGAGCCCAUUGAACCCUUUUAAGCCUAGUCUUCGCUACUGGACAUUAUUUCAAGUGGACACUUUUUACUGUAUAGGAAAGCAAUGGUCAGAUGUAACCCAUUUUUCAUUGAAAGUUAUGGAGCCUUUUUUUGUAAACAAAUGUUUUUAUUGGGUCACAAGGGCAAUACAAGAAUACAAAUAAUAUUUACACUUUUCCAAUUUUUAUAUGUUUUGAAUUUACACACGCUCCCACCAGUCUAUAAUUGUAAUGGUAGGUUUCUUUGAACAGUGAGAGACAUAAUAACAACAAAAAAAUCCAGUCAAAAAUGUUAUGAAUUGAUUUGCAUUUUAAUGAGGGAAAUAAGUAUUUGACCCCUCUGCAAAACAUGACUUAGUUGGUGGCAAACUUAUAAUUGUUUUCAAUUUAUAACAUUUUUGACAUGCGUUUUUCUGGAUUUUUUUGUUUGUUAUUCUGUCUCUCACUGUUCAAAUAAACCUGCCAUUACAAUUAUAGACUGAUAAUUUCUUUGUCAGUGGGCAAACGUAUAAAAUCAGCAGGGGAUCAAAUACUUUUUUCCCUCACUGUAUUCCAAACAUACCCCUGGCGGCCCCACCCUAUUCCCAACCUUGGACAACCCAUAAUGUAUAAAAAAUAUAUAUAUACAUAAACAAAGGUUUUAAUCAAAUUAAAAUAAACAACACACACUGCACUAGAAUAUACACAGCAAAGUCAUUUGCUAAUACAACACCAUCAAGUAAGCAUUUUACUUCACACAUAUCCAACAAUUUAGAGAUUUCUGAGGCGGCUACUUUCCAUGUUUCCAAGGUGCUAGGACUGGCUUUAUUCAUAUGGGCAGUGGAUAACUCCAACAUAAUGAAAGUAUGCUAGCCAUUUCCUUAUAAUGUAUGAAGGUCAUGUGAUGACAACCAGCGCUGAACAACACGUUUUUGGGCAGCUGUCAACCCAGCCAGCCAAACUUUUUGCUGUUUCUCAUUCAGCUGCACAUCUGUAUCAUCGUUAAACAACAGCGGAAUUGGUUCAAGGGGUACAGCUGUUUCUCAUUUCAGCUACAUACCUGUAUCAUCAUUAAACAACAGCGGAAUUGGUUGAAGGGGUACAGUUUUAUCAAUCAUGUCAGAGAGAAUUUACAACACUUUCCUCCAAAACUCAUAAACCUCAGGACAAUCCCAUAUCAUAUGUUUGUUUGUGCCAAGUGUAUUGAGGUUACAUAGGUCACAGUAUGGGCUUUGAGCCUGUUUUGCAUGAAAUCUUACAAGACGUUUUCAGUACGAUCUAUGACAAAGUUUUAAAUGAAUUAAUUGAUGGUUUGGGUUCUUUGAUGAGUGAAAUAUAUUUUCCCAGACAAUCUCCCAAUCAAUAGCCUCAUCAUCGACAGCCAAAUCAUUUACCAUGUUUUAACCAUUGAACGAUAUUUCUGCUUUAAUAGUUGAAGGUGAGAGUAAAUAGCAGACACAAAACCUCUGGAGGGGAAUGUAAAAAUCCACUCUAUUACUGGGUGCCUUCCCAAAUUUGUACCCAAUGGGACCCCAUAGGCAGGAAGCGUUGACCGUAGUCUAAGAUAUAGAAAGAAUAACGACCCUGGCAAAUCAAAACGAAGACGGAGUUCCUGAAAACUAAGAAGACCCUUUGAGUUGAAUAUAUCCCCUAGAUUAUUGGCCCCUUUUGCAGACCAGGCUCUAGACUCAAAAGUUUUAUUACCGGACGUAAUAGCCUUGUUAUGCCAUAGAGGGGUAUGGAGAUGCCAUUUCCAGUUACCACCUACACACUUCUCAACCUUCCUAAAAUUCUCUAUUGUCUUAGAAAUCAUAGGACCAAAAUACAACAUGCAUUUGUUAUUAGAUAUACCAGAAAAUAACACAUCCUGCAAUCUAAUAUGUGAAACAAGUUCUUCCCCAAUAGUUCUCCAAGAGACUGAUGUAGACUGAUCAAACCAUGAUAUAAGUGGUCAUAGCUGAAAAGACUGGUGGUAAAAUAAAAUAAAUUGUCCACCAUUACACUUCUGUCAUUGUAACACCUCAAACCUAAUCUUUGGAUGUUUGCCAUUCCAAAGGUAUUGACGUAUACGUUAUCAACCAUUCCCCAAUGGUGGAGUGAGUGGGAUCAUCAUGCUCAGGAAACUAAUACGUGGCAACACAUUCAUCUUUAGUUUGUAAAGAAGCAGGCAACUUCUCCCAAAUGGUUAAAUCUCGUUCAACCUCCUUGUACAUUUUCUCAUAAUUAAACUUCACCAGACCAUGCAGAGAUGUUUAUAUACUAAUACCCAAAUAAGUGAACUGUGUUUUCAUAGGAAUUGUUGAGGGAAGUGAAACUUUCUUGGCUGCUUCAUUAAGCAACAUUAAUGCUGAUUUUGUCCAAUUUAUCUUAUACCCGGACAGCAAUUUGAAUUCUUCCAAUGUGGAUAAUAAAGAUGAAAUUGAAUUCUGAAUAUCUGUCAUAUAUAGGAGAAUAUAAUCCGCAUAUAGUGAUAUGAUAUGAGAGGAAGAUUUAAUCAGUAUAGGCUAAGCAAUUACAUUCUGCCUUAGAUGUUGUGCUAAAGGUUCUAGCGACAGAAUGAAUAACGUUGGGUAUAGGCCAUCUCCUUAUCUACAUCCCGGGAAAAUAGGGAACGGACUUGAGUGUAUGCCGUUAGUAGACACCAUAGCAACAGGGUUAGCAUAUAACACACAAACCAUAUCGGUAAAAUUAUUUCCCAAACCAAAUUUCUCCAAGACAGCAAGUUAUUUGGAUUUGGUCCAGAUAUUCUGCUUGUUCCUUCUCAACCUAUUGGAAACCUCAUAACUAUAGUUGCUUUAUCUUCCACCCAGUCGGGAUAUUGACAUGUCCUUUCUCUCCCUCUAUAGGAGGGGACAGUGUGGUGAGCUCUGUGGCCCUGAGGAUCGUCAUGGGCAGCUGGUGGCUCUUCACCCUCAUCGUAUGUUCCUCCUACACGGCCAACCUGGCAGCCUACCUCACCGUCUCCCGCAUGGACAACAACGUA